Gadus chalcogrammus (walleye pollock) is the source of this 2493-nucleotide messenger RNA. RefSeq names its product vacuolar protein sorting 45 homolog (gene vps45). Gene Ontology annotation, cellular component: Golgi membrane. The coding region runs from base 247 to 1878 and encodes 543 amino acids. Lineage: Eukaryota; Metazoa; Chordata; Actinopteri; Gadiformes; Gadidae. Gene Ontology annotation, biological process: vesicle-mediated transport; intracellular protein transport. The record is from RefSeq and is a predicted model, not a curated record. The transcript has 14 exons.
UAACCCGGAAGUGGGUCGUCGCGUCUCCGGUCUCGGCUGGGUUUGUUGACAGCUUCCUUUCAGGAGCAAAACUCGAGACCAAAGCUCCUCAUACUACAGUAGCACUGCAUCGUAGGACUGAAGGUGUCAUACCACGGAGUAGUGUCUGAUAAUACUACAGUAGUACUGUAUCGUAGGACUGAACGUGUCAUACCACGGAGUGUCGUGUGAUAAUACUACAGAGUAUCGCAACACUACGGACUGAAGAUGAACGUGACGCUGGCAGUGAAGCAGUACGUCACCAGGAUGAUCGAGGACAGCGGGCCGGGCAUGAAGGUCCUGCUGAUGGACAAGGACACGACCAGUAUCGUCAGCAUGGUGUACACCCAGUCAGAGAUCCUACAGAAGGAGGUGUAUCUCCUGGAGAGAAUCGACUCUCAGAACCGGGACAACAUGAAGCACCUGAAAGCGAUCUGCUACCUGCGUCCUACCAAGGAGAAUGUGGAGAGUCUGAUCCAGGAGCUGAGAAGACCCAAGUACAGCGUCUACUUCAUCUACUUCAGUAACGUCAUCAGUAAGAGUGAGAUCAAAGCACUGGCGGAGGCCGACGAACAGGAAGUGGUGGCCGAGAUCCAGGAGUUUUAUGGGGACUUCAUUGCUGUGAAUCCUCAUCUCUUCUCCCUUAACCUGCAGGGCGUUGCCAGGGGGAGGAGCUGGGACCCCACCAUGCUGGCCCGCUCCACUCAGGGCCUGACGUCGGUCCUGCUGGCACUCAAGAAGUGUCCGGUCAUCAGAUACCAGCUGUCCUCCGACAUGGCCAAGAGACUGGCCGAGAGCGUCAAGCUCAUCAUCACUAAGGAGUACGAGUUGUUUGACUUCAGGAAGACUGAAGUUCCUCCACUGCUGCUGAUCCUCGACCGCAGCGACGACGCCAUCACCCCCCUCCUCAACCAGUGGACGUACCAGGCGAUGGUCCACGAGCUGCUGGGUCUGAACAACAACCGCAUCGACCUGUCCCGCGUCCCGGGGAUCAGCAAGGACCUCCGCGAGGUGGUGCUGUCGGCCGACAACGACGACUUCUACGCCAACAACCUGUACCUAAACUUCGGGGAGAUCGGCACCAACAUCAAGAACCUGAUGGAAGACUUCCAGAAGAAGAAACCGAAAGGACAGCAGAGGCUGGAGUCCAUCUCAGACAUGAAGGCCUUCGUGGACAGCUACCCCCAGUUCAAGAAGAUGUCGGGGGCGGUGUCGAAGCACGUGACGGUGGUGGGGGAGCUGUCCCGCCUGGUGGCGGAGCGGCAGCUGAUGGAGGUCUCAGAGGUGGAGCAGGAGCUGGCCUGUCAGAACGACCACUCCAGCGCCCAGCAGAAGGUGCGGCGGUUGCUCCGCCUCCCGGGGGUGUGUGAGCUGGACGCCGUCCGCCUGGUGAUGCUCUACGCUCUGCGCUACGAGCGCCAUAGCAACAGCGCGCUGCCCGCCAUGAUGGAGGAGCUCGCCAAGAGGGGCGUGUCCGAGAAGUACCGCAAGAUGGUCCACAGUGUGGUGGAGUACGGGGGGAAGCGGGUGAGAGGAAGUGACCUCGUCACGGCAACGGACGCCGUGGCGAUCACCAAACAGUUCCUCAAGGGGCUCAAGGGCGUGGAGAACGUGUACACUCAGCACCAGCCGCUGCUACAGGACACUCUGGACCAGCUGGUGAAGGGGAAGCUGAGAGACGCACAGUUCCCCUACCUGGGGGCCAGCAGCCUCAGAGACAGGCCCCAGGACGUGCUGGUGUUCGUGGUGGGCGGGGCCACCUACGAGGAGGCGCUGUGCGUCUACAACCUGAACCGCUCGGUGCCCGGGGUCCGCAUCGUCCUGGGGGGCACCACCGUGCACAGCACCAAGAGGUACUAGUACUACCUACAGUACUCACUACACUGUACACACUACAGUACACACCACCGUGCACAGUACCAAGAGGUACUAGUACUGCCUACAGUACUCACUACAGUACUCACUACUGUACACACUACAGUACACACCACCGUGCACAGUACCAAGAGGUACUAGUACUGCCUACAGUACUCACUACAGUACUCACUACAGUACACACCACCGUGCACAGUACCAAGAGGUACUAGUACUACCUACAGUACACACUACAGUACUCACUACAGUACACACUACAGUACACACCACCGUGCACAGUACCAAGAGGUACUAGUACUGCCUACAGUACACACUACAGUACACACCACCGUGCACAGUACCAAGAGGUACUAGUACUACCUACAGUACUCACUACAGUACACAGCACCGUGCACAGUACCAAGAGGUACUAGUACUACCUACAGUACUCACUACAGUACCAAGAGGUACUAGUACUACCUACAGUACACACUACAGUACACACUACAGUACCAAGAGGUACUAGUACUACCUACAGUACUCACUACAGUACACACUACAGUACACACUACACUGUACACAGCACCUGGAGGUACUAGUACUCACCACAGUACACACUAC